Messenger RNA from Oxyura jamaicensis (ruddy duck), 2629 nucleotides. Its product is annotated as keratin, type I cytoskeletal 12-like. The transcript is spliced from 8 exons. NCBI's taxonomy places the organism in Eukaryota, Metazoa, Chordata, Aves, Anseriformes, Anatidae. Gene Ontology annotation, molecular function: structural molecule activity. The coding region runs from base 185 to 1726 and encodes 513 amino acids. The record is from RefSeq and is a predicted model, not a curated record.
UGGUCAGGGCAUACUAAGCUACCUUCUUCCCCCUCCCCAAACGAGAGAGACAGGAAAAGAAUUGAGGAUUUUGGUAGGAGGUGGGGACUGCUGCUGCAACACCCACGACAUUCCCUAUAUAAAGGUAACGGUUCCCUGCUCGGCGGUGUCUGCUGAGCAGGCAGAGCAGGGCACCUUGAGCACCAUGGCCCUUUCCGUGCGCACCAGCGGCGGCUCCCGGCAGUUCUCCUCUCGGAGCAGCCUUGGCGGGGGAGCUCUGCGGAUGUCUAACGCUAGCUCUGCGGGAGGCUUUGGUGGCAGCGGGCUUGGCUUUGGUGGAGGAGGUGGGGGAGGCUUUGGUGCUGCUUCUCUGCUUGGUUCUGGCUCCAGCUUCAGUGGGGGCUUUGGGAGCGGCUUAGGUAGUGGCUUUGGUGGGGGCUUUGGUGGAGGUGGUAGCUACGGCAGUGGCUUAGGCGGUGGUUUUGGGGGAGGCUUAGGAAGUGGUUUUGGUAGCAGUUCAGGCGCUGGUUUUGGAGGUGGCUUCGGCAGUGGCUCAGGUGCUGGGUUUGGAGGUGGUUUUGGCACUGGUGGCGGGGGGGAUGGUGGCCUCCUUUCCGGCUCCAAAAAAGAAACGAUGCAGAACCUCAAUGACCGUCUGGCAGCUUAUCUGGACAAAGUACGAUCUCUGGAGGAUGCCAAUACGGAGCUGGAGCGCAAAAUCCGAGAGUGGUAUGAGAAAAAUGGCCCUGGAGCCGGUGUUCCUGGGUCUGGGAACGACUACAGUAAAUAUUAUCCAAUAAUUGAAGAUCUUCGAAACAAGAUCAUUAAUGCAACUAUCGACAAUGCAAGAAUCAUUCUGCAGGUCGAUAACGCCAGACUGGCUGCCGAUGAUUUCAGACUGAAAUAUGAGAAUGAAGUGGCUCUUCACCAGAGUGUGGAGGCUGACAUCAAUGGUCUGCGCAGAGUUCUCGAUGAGCUUACCUUGACAAGAGCUGAUUUGGAGAUGCAGAUUGAAAGUCUGAAUGAAGAAUUGGCUUAUCUUAAGAAGAACCAUGAAGAGGAGCUUCAGGGCUUCCAGAGCAAUGCAGUUGGCCAAGUCAGCGUUGAAAUGGAUGCUGCUCCAGGAAUUGACCUCACCAAGCUUUUGAAUGACAUGAGAGGACAGUAUGAAGUCAUCGCCGAGCAAAACCGUAAAGAGGCUGAAGCAUGGUUCAAUGAAAAAAGUGGGGAGCUGAAAAGGGAAAUCUCCACCAAUACUGAGCAGCUUCAGUCAGGCAAGAGCGAGAUCACAGAUCUAAAACGGACUCUGCAGAGCUUGGAAAUUGAACUACAAUCCCAGCUUGCCAUGAAAAAAUCCCUUGAAGACACUUUAGCAGAAACGGAAGGAGGUUACUGCGCUCAGCUUUCCCAAAUGCAACUUCAGAUUGGGAAUCUGGAGUCUCAGCUGUUUCAGGUCAGGGCUGAUAUGGAACGGCAGAACGCAGAGUAUCAACAACUUCUAGACAUUAAGAGUCGUUUGGAAAUGGAGAUUGAAACCUACCGUCGCUUGAUGGAUGGCGAGUUUGUGAGUGGAGGACAAGGACUUACAUUUGAAAGCUCAUCUUUGACAGGGUCUAAAUCACAAACACAAUCACUGGAUUCUUCUCAGGAUCCUACCAAAACUAGAAAGAUCAAGACAAUUGUUGAGGAAGUGGUGGAUGGGAAAGUUGUUGCAUCCCAUGUUAAGGAAGUUGAAGAGAAGAUCUAAGGCACAGUGAUAUUGCAAAGGAUCCAUUCAUUCCAUGUUUCUUUCAAAGCAGAAGUGGAUAAAUAACUUUGUUCUUUAGUACGAAGUAAAAAAAUAGAUUGGCUUUUUAACUAACAUUCUUUUACAUAAAAAACAUGUUUUCAUUCUUAGCAGUCAUCCAAUGUACUUUCUACUGCAGCCUAUUGGUGUUACCUGCAUUAUUUUCAUGGUAUUUUUUAAAUCUAUCACCAAUUCUUUGUUCAGUAACUAGAAACGUGGUGCAAAUGUCAGGCAUUCAUUUAGAUGUGCUUUUCUAUAUUUUUGAGUAAUUAAUAGCUAAAAUAAUUUUGCUAUUCUAACCUAAUUUUCCAGAUUUCUUGGCUAAUAAAAAAGGAUUCAAAAACUUUAAGAUAUUAGCCUCCUUUCAUUCUUCAUGUCAUAAUUUAAGACUAGCUCCUGAGCUGCCUUUGCCAUUUUGCUGGGUAUUUUGCUUUACCAUAUAUCGUGCCCAUGGCACAGUGCUCCCCAUUUUCAGUAGUUAACCCAACAGCAGAACAAGUACAUGCUAAAAAAUAAAACAAAAUACUGUUUACAUGGGGGAUUGAAGGAAUCCUUGAUACCAUACAAAUUAAAGAUACCGAUUUACAGCAAUACAAAGGAUUAAGAGGGAAGUUUUUUUGCGAACACAACAACAUGAUGUAGAGACCACAGCUUUAGUGGAAAAGAAGCGAUACACUGGUUCAAAGCAUGCAGCAACCCCAAGUAGAAGUGUUGGUUAGAUGUCCCGGAGUGCCACCUGGUGGGAGCACAAUACAGUAUUUUGAAUCCUACCUUCGACUUCCGGUUGUCCAACUAAAAGAAUCUCUUAUCCAGAACAAAAUUAGGAACCACGACACAAUCCCCUUACAAUUUACAUGUCAGUCU